CGUGACGGAGCCGCACGCGGGCACGGCGAGUGUAAAUGCACACUUUGUUUGAAGGCCGUACGUGUUGAGGCCUGGUGGAGUGAGAUUGUAGGUUUGAGCCGAAUAGUGGUGCGAUUCUUCACCGCUGAGCUGAAUGGAGGCAUUUAGAAGGAGGGAGGAACCCAGAGACACAAUGACCUGAGAGUUCGCGGCUUGUCACGUUCCCGAGAAACCAGAAAAAAAAGCAUCAACGCUUCGGUCCUGCUGUCGGAAAACGUAACGUUUAUCCGGAGACUCCUUACAGAAAACCCUUCUUACCCUUUGCAUGUUGGUGAAAAUGUCCUCUAAGUCGAGCUCGAACAACAUGGCCCUUGCGAGGAGGACGGUACAGCAGCUCCGGGUCGAGGCCAGUAUCGAGAGGAUAAAGGUGUCCAAAGCUUCAGCAGAUCUCAUGCGCUACUGCAGCGAGCACGCCAAGUACGACCCCCUGCUCAUGGGCAUCCCGGCUUCAGAAAACCCCUUCAAGGACAAAAAGCCUUGCACGUUAUUGUAGUUGACUUCUUUGCACUUCGCCUUCUUUCUUAUUUAAUUAACACUACCGCUCAACACUGCCUUAACUCUAACUGGACCAGGCUGCGUGUAAAUCCACUGUGUAUUAACGUCAAUCAACACUAAUCACAGCCCAACGAUUAGCAUCUUUUUGUUGUUAUGGAUAGCGUAAAGCGUGUGUUCCUUUGUUGUUCAUACUGAACUUAAUGCAUUCCAGGGAGUAAAAACUGUGCCAUGAAACCGA
Molecule: messenger RNA, 772 nt
Organism: Ictalurus punctatus (channel catfish)
Lineage: Eukaryota; Metazoa; Chordata; Actinopteri; Siluriformes; Ictaluridae
Gene: gng12a
Product: guanine nucleotide binding protein (G protein), gamma 12a
Exons: 3
Coding region: 305-532 (75 amino acids)
Biological process (GO): G protein-coupled receptor signaling pathway
Cellular component (GO): heterotrimeric G-protein complex
Molecular function (GO): G-protein beta-subunit binding
Source: RefSeq, a predicted model, not a curated record